AUGGUUGCCUUUGGGAAAAAGUUGAAAGAAAGACAAAUUCAAGAAUGGCAAGGAUAUUACAUAAACUACAAACUAAUGAAGAAACGAGUAAGGCAGUAUGCUCAGCAAAUUGAACAUGGAACACUAGAUCGGCGACACGUGCUGAAGGAUUUCUCAAGAACGCUAGAUAAUCAGGUCUGUUCUCGUUCUCACUUUCUUGUUACAAUUCAGAUUGAGAAGAUUGUCCUUUUCCUGUUGGAACAACAAGGGCAUUUGGCAAGUAGGAUAGAAAAGCUGGGAGAGCAGCAUGAUGCUAUUCAGCAGGAGCCUCAAAUAAGCAAAAGAUCUGAACUACGAGAGGCUUAUAGAGCAGUGGGGCAAGAUCUAUUAAAGCUUCUCUUUUUUGUAGAGAUCAAUGCUGUUGGUUUGCGUAAGAUAUUGAAGAAGUUUGAUAAACGCUUUGGCUAUAGAUUCACUGAUUACUAUGUUAAAACUCGCGCAAAUCAUCCUUACUCCCAGCUGCAACAAGUGUUCAAGCAUGUGGGAUUAGGGGCUGUUGUGGGAGCCUUAUCUCGCAACCUUCAUGAUCUUCAGGACAGUCAAGAAGGGAGUUACUUAUCAAUUUAUGAUCAGCCUACUCUUCCACUUCAGGAUCCUGUCAUUGAUUCAAUAAGAGCAGCAGUUGACAGGUUAACUCACUCAACCAACUUCCUUAACUUUUUGGGACAACAUGCACUCAUUAUGCAAGAGGAACUGUCUGCACCUGCUGAUGAGCCUGCUGAUGAUCAAAGAUACCAUUUUAUGUCUCUUCUCCUGAACUUGGCGAACACAUUUUUGUAUAUGGUCAAUACAUAUAUUAUUGUCCCAACAGCAGAUGAUUACUCUACGAGCCUUGGGGCUGCACCAACGGUUUGUGGUAUUGUGAUCGGGGCAAUGGCUGUUGCGCAGGUGUUUUCUUCAGUGUAUUUUAGUGCGUGGUCUAAUAAAUCAUACUUCAGACCUCUCGUAUUCAGUAGCAUAGUUCUUUUUCUCGGGAAUGCCUUGUAUGCCUUGGCAUAUGAUCUUCAUUCAAUAUGGAUUCUCUUAAUUGGUCGUCUUUGCUGUGGAUUUGGUUCUGCCAGAGCAGUUAACCGGAGAUAUAUCAGUGAUUGUGUGCCUUUAAAAAUCCGAUUGCAAGCAUCAGCAGGUUUUGUUAGUGCCAGCGCUCUUGGAAUGGCUUGUGGUCCUGCAUUAGCUGGUUUAUUGCAGACCAAUUUUAAGAUUUUCAAUCUUACAUUUAAUCAAGAUACCUUGCCAGGGUGGGUUAUGGCUGUUGCUUGGCUGAUGUAUCUAAUUUGGUUGUGGAUCAGUUUUAAGGAACCUAAUCGUGAAAUUGAAGAGAAUCAUACCAAUAAUGGUAUUUUGACUCAUUUUUUCUUCUUACUGGCAGAAAACGAUGCACUUGAAGAAGGCCUGAAACAACCAUUGCUGAUUAGUUCAGAAGAUAAGGUAGAUGAAGAUGCUGAUCAGGAUUAUGAUAGUGAAGAAGCUCCAGAGGAAUCUCGUCUCCCAGCCAAUUCAAUUGGAUCAGCAUAUAGACUGCUUACACCUUCUGUAAAGGUUCAGUUAUUGAUAUAUUUCAUGCUCAAAUAUGUAAUGGAGAUUCUACUAUCAGAAUCUAGCGUCAUCACAUCAUACUACUUCAACUGGACAACAAGCACAGUUGCCAUUUUUCUUGCUUGCCUUGGCUUGACAGUUCUUCCCGUAAACAUUAUUGUUGGAAACUAUAUAAGCAAUAUGUUUGAGGACAGGCAAAUUCUGUUGGCAUCAGAAAUUAUGGUUUUGGUAGGCAUACUCUUCAGCUUCCAUAUAAUUUUUCCAUACUCCGAGCCACAAUACAUCUGUUCGGGACUCCUUGUGUUUGUUGCUGCUGAAGUACUUGAAGGGAUCAACUUGUCACUCCUUUCACGAGUGAUGUCAUCAAGGCUUUCUCGCGGAACCUAUAACGGAGGACUUCUGUCAACGGAGGCUGGAACAAUUGCAAGAGUGAUUGCUGAUGCGACAAUUACCCUGGCUGGCUAUAUGGGUGUGAGUAGGCUACUUAAUAUCACCCUGCUUCCUUCGCUCUUCAUUUGCAUAGCUUCCAUCAUUGCAACCUGUUAUACCUUCAAUUCUUUAUAUUGA
Molecule: messenger RNA, 2142 nt
Organism: Gastrolobium bilobum
Lineage: Eukaryota; Viridiplantae; Streptophyta; Magnoliopsida; Fabales; Fabaceae
Product: SPX domain-containing membrane protein At4g22990-like
Exons: 10
Coding region: 1-2142 (713 amino acids)
Biological process (GO): transmembrane phosphate ion transport from cytosol to vacuole
Cellular component (GO): plant-type vacuole membrane
Molecular function (GO): transmembrane transporter activity
Source: RefSeq, a predicted model, not a curated record